AUUAAGAAAAAUAUUAAUAUAGACAAAUAAACUUCACAAAAGUGCAGAAUUAUAAACGAAGCAAAAGAAAUUGCAAUUUGCAAACGCAAAUGAAACGUGACUUUCGUUUUACGGGACAUCUGUUUAAGACUUCGAGUGGCUGAAAGGAAACUAUUUUCUUUUUAUAGGAAUAAUAUUAUUUUUAGGAUUUUAACAUACACCAUCUUCACUUGGGCGUUAGGUUUUAUUUUCAUUUAGGUUUUAGGAAUAUCGAUAUCAUUUUUGAAAUAUAUUUUUCCAUUUUUCUUAAAUCUUGUGUAAAUUUUCUUUUAUAUGUACUAAUAACCCCACCCUGGGCGGAUUUUAUGAAACUUAACAAUUAAAACGAUAUAUUUAUAUAUAUAUGCAACAAUAAUAACAUAAAUGUUCAUGUAACUUAUAUAUAAAAAUAUAUGUAAAAAAUGAUAAAUAUUCAGACCAUACAAUAUGUGGCAGACUGCAUACCUUUGUAUCUGCCGCACAGCCUUUAUCUCAAGCCGGUGGCCAAGAUUAACAUCUCAGUGGCUUUACCCUCGAAUAAAACCGGCAAAUCAAUCUCUAAUUUGGAUAUUAUGGAAAAGUUGAGCUUCGCUCUUAAGCCAGAUAAGUUUUUAGUGCUAAAGGUUUCCAAAAGCACUGUAGAUUUUAUCAGAUUUGAAGCUGAAUUAGAUGAACGUUCACGUUUACGUUCAGCUAUUAAUCGUUUGGAUGGCAUUUCUUUAAAACUACCUGGUUUUAAUGAAUCAUUUCGUGUAAGAGCCUCUGAAUCUAAGGAUGAUUUUCCCACACGUCACGAUUGGGAUUCUUUCUUUCGGGAUGCCAGUAACAUGGAUGAAAUGAAAGCAGGCGAACGUCCUGAUACCAUACACAUAUCUCAUUUGCCUAUUAAAUGGUUCUGCCCUCGUCAUCUCGAACAUGAGGAUAAUGCUAAACCAAGUGAAAGCAUUUUUAAACGUAUAUUCGAAAAAUUCGGGAGUGUACGCUGUGUCGACAUACCUAUUUGUGACCCAUAUCGUAAUAAAAUGAAUGCAGACAUUAACGGCAUGAAAACGUUUAGUUUCGAGCAGGAUGUGUUAUUUGAAGCAUACGUUCAGUUCGAUGAAUAUGUGGGGUUUGUGCGUGCAAUGGAUGAAUUUCGAGGUAUGAAAUUGGUACGAAAGUUUGUCGACAAAACUCAAGCCGUUAAUAUUAGUGCGAACUUCGAUACCACCAAACAUUUGAGUGACGGUCAAAACCAACGACGUGAACGCGUACGAAAGCGUUUAAUAGCUAAAGUAAAGGCUGACGAAGAAGAAAAAGAGCGUAAGAAAAAGUUGGAAAAAGAACGUUUGGAACGCGAAAGGCAACGGCAAGAGGAAGAGAAAUUGGCCGAACUAGAGAGACAGCGGGAACGUGAAGAGCGACGAAAAGAGAAACAUUUGAAAAGGAUACAAGAAAAGAGUCAAAUAGAAAUCUCGCAAAAAAUACGAGUCGAGGAACGUAAACUAAUGAUAGCUCAAAGAAAGUUGGAAAGUAUACGCAUUUUGGAGCAACUGUUUGACCGAAUGAAGUUAAAACAUCUCGCGAAGUAUGGUACGAGCACUUCCAGAAAAUAUCAAUUAGAGCAGCAAAAAGAUACAAUGCGUGAACGAUUAGUGGAAAAAUACAAAACAGCUACUGAAAAAUUGCUCAUGGAACAAAAACGCAAAGUUGAAGACAUUAGGAAUAAAACUCCUCUUAUGGGAUUGUUGAAAAGUAAAAAGACGAAGGGUUCAUCUGAGGAGUCGGCUGAUGAAAGUGAUGGCAAACGUAAAGUGAACUCUACAAAUGAUGCAGGAGCAAAUACUUCAACAAAUGCUGCUGCCAGUACGGAGAGUCAACCUAUGAAUCCUUUUAAAGCUGUAGCAGCCUUAGCCACGGGAGCGACGGCGAAUCCAUACAAUACAGAAGCGGCUAGCGAGUGGAUGAAAUCAUUAAUGUUCCCCUACGUACCGCCUAUGUUUCCAGGAAUGUCUCAUCUAUAUCGACCACCCGCAUAUCCAGUUUCAGGCAGCUAUCGCAGCUUUGCUCCAAGAAUGCGAAUGCGCAUUAGGGGCAGAGGUCGCGGUCGCGGUAUGGGGUAUGAUAAUCAUUACCCUUCAAACCACUACUACAACAAACAUUACAAUCAUGGCGAUAAUGAACGUUACAAUGACGAUGAAGAUGGGGGAGGCGGUGGUAGUAGUUACUAUCACUACAAAUCUUAUGCGAGAGGAAGGAAUCGUUUGCGUUCUCGUACACGCUCCAGAGACCGUCGGUCACGGUCGCGGUCGCGUACACGCACACGGUCGCGUUCCCAUAGUCGCAGCCGUUCACGUGAUAGACGUAGUCGCACGCGCUCACGUCAUCGGCAUUACUCUAAGCGCACCAGAUCGCAUACGCGCUCUCGAUCAAGAUCGUACAGCCGCUCACGUUCGCGUACACAUUCAAAGUCGCGCUUGAAAUCUCGCGAAGAUAAACGUAGCAAAAGCCCCAAUCAACAAAUGAUAUCGAAUAAACCCCCUGAAAAGAUCAACAAGAAACUAGCUUCCACCCGUCGUUCACGUUCAUAUUCUUCGUCCUCCCAUUCAAGGUCGCGUUCACGCACUCGUAAUCGUUCGCGUUCUAGGACGAGAACGCGUUCGCGAUCACAUUCACGUUCGGCACGUUCGAGGCGUUCUUGGUCUCGGCGAAGCAGUAGUCACCGUUCCCCUUCUAAACGUAAGGUAAUUAUAGACUCUGAUAAGCUAGUGCGUUCUGCAGAAGAAAUUAAGCGUACCAUUGAAAAGGAUAUGAAAGAACGUAUGCGUGAGGAAGAACGCGAAAUUAAAGAGACUUUUAAUAAACGGCACAAGCAAGUUUUGGUGCACAAUGCCGCUAUUACGGCCGUUAUGUUACGGGCAUCAGCUAGUGAAAGUGGUAUUGGCACAGCAGAGCAUUCGGCAAAUGAAUCUUCCGUGACUAACUCAGCGCAAGACAAAGAGGACUCUUCAAAGGAAGGAGGAUGCGACGAUGAAGAAGAUGAAGGGCAUUUACGUAAACAUUUUAGCCGUCCCUCUUCUCGACGUCACUCUUUUGAAGCAGAGGUUGAAAACUCUAAUUAAGUUUCCAGAUUUCUUUAAUAGAAUGUUUUGACAUCUAGAUAAUAUAAAAGAAAAGCAAAUAAACAUUUAUAUUGUAAGGGUGAGAAGCGAGAUUG
Glossina fuscipes is the source of this 3214-nucleotide messenger RNA. It is a transcript of the gene Xe7, whose product is annotated as A-kinase anchor protein 17A. The transcript has 6 exons. The record is from RefSeq and is a predicted model, not a curated record. Lineage: Eukaryota; Metazoa; Arthropoda; Insecta; Diptera; Glossinidae. The coding region runs from base 441 to 3119 and encodes 892 amino acids.